AACAACACGGCCAUGUUUCCUUGCCGUCCAAUCCGCUCCCUAUAAAGCCAGCGUAAAUCCGGUCUGGAAAAUGAGAUAAACGGCUCCUAUCUCGUCUGUCAAAGUCCUUGUCAUACGCUAUCACGGAUUACCCGUCUCAUCAGAAUGCGUGGAAUUGAAGCUCUUGCCUUCCUGGCCGCCAUCGGUGCCGCUCACGGCCAGAGCACGGUCGGAUUUGGCCCGUAUUUCUCUCUAGGCCCUACCCAGUCGUGGAUUAGAGAGGCCAACACCACGCUGGUUCUGCCCGAGGCUCCUAGCCCUCAGAAGGACCGUCUUGCUCUCUGGCCCGGUAUGGGUACAAGCGGUGGUGAUCUGAUCCAGGCUCUCGCUGUUUCUUUCUCCGACCCUAACUCAAACUGUGGCGCCAGCUCUGGACAGUGGUGUACCUGGGCUAGUACUCUUGAGGGCACGCAAUUGGGUGGCAAGGAAGUCCCGGCUUCUGCUGGCGACAAGGUGACCAUGCACUACAAGUACAACGACAGCACGGGCAAGUACGACCAGACCGUCUCGAUCAACGGCGAGGUCGUCUCUACUCUUUCGACCAGCUCGGGACAAGCCCAGGGCUGGGGCACGGCAGUUGAGUGCCAGGACGAUGCGUGCCAGAGCACUGCGGGAGCUCACAAGUACCUUGACACCACCAUCAUCCUUGACGCCGAGGAUAACUCUUUCGGCGACACCCUGUCCAUCAACGAGGCCAGUUCCUCCGGCCUGUCGACGUCGGAUAACGGCAAGACUUGGACUGUGUCGACCAUCAACAUCAACUCUCACACCUACAACCUGUGAGCUUGGUGUUAGUCCUGUAUAUUAUAGCAUAG
This is a messenger RNA of Aspergillus neoniger CBS 115656, 854 nucleotides long. RefSeq lists its product as uncharacterized. Lineage: Eukaryota; Fungi; Ascomycota; Eurotiomycetes; Eurotiales; Aspergillaceae. The transcript has 6 exons. The record is from RefSeq and is a predicted model, not a curated record. Bases 145 to 822 code for a protein of 225 amino acids.